Molecule: messenger RNA, 1744 nt
Organism: Dufourea novaeangliae
Lineage: Eukaryota; Metazoa; Arthropoda; Insecta; Hymenoptera; Halictidae
Exons: 9
Coding region: 308-1744 (478 amino acids)
Cellular component (GO): membrane; endoplasmic reticulum
Molecular function (GO): chloride channel activity
Source: RefSeq, a predicted model, not a curated record
GAUAUGUAUUUGUAGCAGGUAUACUGCAUGUUUUGAUUACUGCGUAUGGUAUCCCUGGUUUAUUAGUGUAUUUUUCUGCAUUUUAUAAUUUAAAUUAAACCAUCUUCACUGAAUAUAAAUAUCCACAUGCUAAUUUGAUUUUAUUGAUGUGUAUUUUGCCCGGCAUAACUAAAUAAUAUAUGCAUCGUGAUUAAUGGAGUGUCCGUGAGGGGUUACACGAAGAGUUGACGGCAUCAAUAUUUUUAUAGGUCUACAUACAAAGGCCAAUACUACCUCGAAUAUUGAGUUUAAAGUUUAUCUGCGCAUCAUGAAGAGUUCAAGCCGGUGUAUUUAUGUAUUGCUGAAUGUUUCCAUAAUUAUUUUGAUUACUGCUUCCGAAGAUGAAAACUAUUUUGAAAAUCUGUCAGAUUCGGAAGAUAUGGUGGAUCCUCAUUCGUUCUUUUAUGAUGAAUACAGCAAGCUGACAGUUGAAGGAACAGAAGAAAACAUACAAAUAAAAAAUGCAGAAGGAGAAAAUAAUGAAAUUAAAAACAAAUGUAAAUAUGCUAAAGAAAUGGAUAACUUUGAUAGCCAUGAAGGAAUUUUUUAUAAGCGUCUUAUUAGCUUACUGUUAUCAAACAUUAGAAUAAAGGAAAAAAAUGAUAUACUUACAGUAGGAAUAUUAGAAAUUGAGGUGUCUCAUUCACAAAUGCAAGUCUUAGAAAAUUUACACACUCAAAAAAUUUCUUUACGAGAAGUUGAUGAAAUUUUGAGUAAUGCAAUAAGAAAACCCCAGUACAAUGUGACUGAAGCUGUGCAUUACUUUGAUGUAAUACUUAAAAACUUUAAAAUGGCACUUAAGACCAUAGAGGAUCAUCCUGAUGGAGCUAUAAUUAUAUUUGUAAUGUUAAUGGUUGGUGUAAUGUUGAAAACGGUUACUUGGGGACGUAGAUUUUCGAUGUUUGUUAUUAUACAGAUUCUAUUUGUAUUGAGUUUCUUUAUGACCUGGUGGCAACUUAUACAAGAGGCAGAAAUUAAAUCUUUUGCGGAACAAAUGAAAUUUGCAACUGUACCAAUAUCUUGUCAGCCAGACAAAAUGAACAUGUGGGAUAAAAUUGUUGCAUUUGUAACGUCCAAUGAAGAUUGUGAAAAGUAUUACCGAGUGACAAUGUCUAAUCCAACAUUAAAAAUCACUCCUGCAUAUGCAUUGUCUCACUUUGUGACUACAGUCAUUCUACAUCCAAUUACGCACAUGGGAACUGUUGUGUCUGGUUUUAUAAACAAUGCGACAGAUUCUUUACCAUGGGCAUAUGCAUGGUUGAUUAGAUGCAUACUUUUCUCAUGCGUAGGUUGUGUGAUAAUAGUAAUACCAUUCUGCUUGACUGGUGCAUCUUUUAAUUUAGGGUUAGGGCCAUUAUUAAGAUUUGGAAUUGAUUGUCGAAGAAGAAAUAGGCAUGAUAAUUCCCUGGAAUGUGAAAAGAAAAGAGAACCAGUACAAAUAAUUCUUCAGGUACCAGGCUCGAACAUACCGGCGAUAACAAGUGUUCCAGUUACUGAGAAAUCGAAAGGAAUAGAAAUCUGUAAUACUGAAACUGAAAAGCAAAAUAAUGUCGAGAAAAGUAAAUCUGAGAAAGGUUGCACAGAUUUAUCUUGUGGCGACACCAUAACAAAUACAGCAUUUUGUAAACAUAAAACUGAAAAAUCUAAUUGUAAAGAAGUGAAUGAAUACGAAACAAAGAAAAAUGUCGGAAGUGGAGAUAAUUAA